Messenger RNA from Arctia plantaginis, 243 nucleotides. Lineage: Eukaryota; Metazoa; Arthropoda; Insecta; Lepidoptera; Erebidae. The record is from the annotation of a GenBank genome assembly.
AUGCUUCGGUUGGAUCAAUUCGAUCGGAUUAAGAAAAUGCAGAAUCCAACAGCUUUCUUCAGUGAAAGGAAAAACCAGAACCUUUGCAUCGCUCCGAAACCUUGUGUCGGACCUUACAAACCAAAAAUGCCGCAUGUCAGCUAUGCUGCCCCGACUCAACAGCGAUUCCAACCGAAUACGUGCUUUAUGCCCGCUUCAGCCAUCCGCAUGAUGAGUAAUAAUUACACUGUAAUACGAGUAUAA